AUGGAUUGGGGAGACUUGAAGAAACAAAUCGUGUCCGUAACGGUCUCCAAACCAGAGCAACAAGGAAAGGGACGCAAAAAGUUCACCGACUUUCUAGUGACUUCUUUGUUUGACAAUGGAACUGAAGCGCUGAGCAGACGGACCUUUGAGGAUUUUGAAUGGCUCUAUAAUCGAUUGGUCAAUGACUUUUUGGGAAUCAUUGUUCCCGUCUUGCCCGAACGAACACCUGCCUCGGCGGCCGACAAAUUUUCCGAUGCCUUUGUGAACGAUUGUCAAGCAAUAUUGCAACGAUUCAUUGACCGCGUCAUUGCACAUCCGGAUCUCUUGCAAGCUUCCAAUCUAGUCAAAUUCCUUACAUCCAACCCUUCUGACUGGAAGACCCUCAAGGAACAAGUCUUUGAAAAGGAAGAAACCGGCAGUGCGGAUGGGAGUCUCCAUUCCAAUGCUACUUCGGACAGUGUCUUGUUCAUUGAUGCUGAUGCAGCUGCUGCUCCACCAGAGGUUUCCCAAAAGAAACCAGGCAUGAUGGGCCGGUGGUGGGCCGAACGAACCGAACGCAAGGCAUUGAACAACCCCAAAUACCGAAUGGAAGAAAACCCACAAGAAACCAAAAAAUUCAACGAAAUUGAAGACUAUUGCGAUCAUUUGCAUGAAUGUAUUGAGGUCAUUGAAGAAAAUGCCAAAGUCUUCACGGCAGCCUAUCAGACACAAGCUGAACGGUUGCAAACCAUGGGGUCUGCCUUCCAACAAUUGUGGGGCGAACAUGAAUUGUCCAACACAAGUGCCAGUGUCAUGUACCAAACUGUGGGUGACUCAUGGGGAGCCUUGCACAAACAUGUAGAGGGUCAACAUGCCUUUGGUGUGGCGUUUUUCGAUAUGCCAAUGGAGGAAUUACGAUUGGAUGUCAUGGCCUUGAAACAAGCCUUGAAGAAACGGAAAAAGGUGGUAUAUGAUUACACCGUCAAGGUGAAGCAAUCUCGAUCACUUCAAAAUCAAAUGGACAAGUUAAAGCAAGUGCCAGAUCUCAGUGCAAUUGCAGAGAAAUACUACAAGGUGGAACACUACCUCAAGGCCAAAGACUUGGAAGUGGCCGAAGCCAGGCAACUGAGCGAGACCAUGGGCUUGAGAUUGACCAGGGACAUUGAGCGAUUUCGAAUUGAAUUCCACCAUCGAAUGCAGGAAGUCCUACACAAUUAUCACACGGCACAGGCCAGAUAUCUGAAUGGACAGUCCAAGCUAUUUCUGGAUGCUGUACCCGCAAUCACCAAUAUGAAGAGUGGAAGAACGCACAUGCUGAAAGGCAGUCCUACCAAAGCCAAUGCACCAGAACUGAAAAUAUCUACUUCGACAACUGGAACGAAUGUUUCCAUUGAGUCCCCAGCAGCUGCCGAGCACUAUGUGGGUCAAGUGAACUUGCCUCCUCCAGCCACAAAGUCUCCUCCGUCACAACCACUGGCAGUGGUACCACCAUCGCCCGAAAAGCAAUCCAUACCAGUGCCAAACUUUGAUGACGACGACGAUGCAGCCUUCUCUGGAUCAGCCCCCAUGGGUGGCAUUAGCAGGGAUCACUCUUCAAAUUCAGAAAUGAAAAGUGCUCCUCCACCGGCCGCGGCACCUCCACUCCCACCGCCGCCGCCACAAGAGGAAACACUUCUACCCACACCGUCACCAACCAGGGAGGAAGAAGAAGAAGAAGCAACCCCAUCACCUCCUGUAGAAGCAUCGAAGGCAUCACCCAAUGAAGAACCGUCUCUGCUGACACCAUCACCCGAAAAGGAAUCGGAACUUGUUGAGGAGAACGAUAGUGUCUCGAGUUCAGACACUUAA
This is a messenger RNA of Cylindrotheca closterium, 1827 nucleotides long. NCBI's taxonomy places the organism in Eukaryota, Bacillariophyta, Bacillariophyceae, Bacillariales, Bacillariaceae. The record is from the annotation of a GenBank genome assembly.